AAAAGUCAGUUUGAGCCAUUUCCGGUAACCGAGUAAACAAGAUGGCGACAGGCAGUGGAUCGAGUAAGAACGACUUCCGUCGAAAAUGGGACAAAGACGAGUACGAGUCCCUGGCUCAGAAACGUCUGGCGGACGAGAGGGAGCUGGAGAAGAGGGAUGGGAAGAUUGUGCCGCCGGUCAAGCGGGAACUCCUGCGUCACCGGGACUACAAGGUGGACCUGGAGUCCAAGCUGGGGAAGACCAUCGUCAUCACCAAGACGACGCCGCAGGCCGAGAUGGGCGGGUACUACUGCAACGUGUGUGACUGUGUGGUGAAAGACUCCAUCAACUUCCUGGAUCACAUCAACGGGAAGAAACACCAGAGGAAUCUGGGCAUGUCGAUGCGGGUGGAACGCUCGUCUCUGGAUCAGGUGAAGAAACGCUUCGAGGUGAACAAGAAGAAGCUGGAGGAGAAGCAGAAAGAGUACGACUUUGAGGAGCGAAUGAAGGAGCUGAGGGAGGAGGAGGAGAAGGCGAAGGCCUACAAAAAAGAGAAGCAGAAGGAGAGGAAGCGGCGAGCCGAGGACGACGUGGAGCUGGAGGAGGACGAUGAGAUGGCCGCCGUCAUGGGAUUUUCCGGGUUUGGCUCGUCCAAGAAGAGCCACUGACUGUUGCACACUGGGACCAGUUCCUGCUGCACACUGGGACUAGUUUAGAGACUCAGAUCAGGACUUGUCCUGCUCUUCAUUCCCAAACAGACUUUUAUUUUGGCGGGUUGUGUGGCUCUGAGCAGCCGGUUGGUCAGACGCCGUGGCCCAGUCGUCAGUUCUCCUGCAGAGUUUGACUGCGACUCGUCAGCCAAUCAGCAUCCAGCAUCGCCUGGUUUCGCUGCAUUCAGCGUUUCUGUUGAAAGUGAAAAUGAUUGGAAUCAGGAGGAGAAGCUGCUUUUUUUCUGUUCAUAUUUUAAUAAAGUCUUUGACUUCUG
Molecule: messenger RNA, 964 nt
Organism: Poeciliopsis prolifica (blackstripe livebearer)
Lineage: Eukaryota; Metazoa; Chordata; Actinopteri; Cyprinodontiformes; Poeciliidae
Gene: zmat2
Product: zinc finger, matrin-type 2
Exons: 6
Coding region: 42-647 (201 amino acids)
Biological process (GO): mRNA splicing, via spliceosome
Cellular component (GO): U4/U6 x U5 tri-snRNP complex; spliceosomal complex
Molecular function (GO): nucleic acid binding; zinc ion binding
Source: RefSeq, a predicted model, not a curated record